UCCUGUCUUCACAGCCGCUGGUCGACUUGCUCGUUGCGUUGCUGUACUGCGUUGCUCUGGGACACUCAGCUGGAUUGUUCUGCAGCCGCAGUGUCGGAGCACAGAGCUCAACUACUCGCUGCUGCAGGAGGUCAUCAGCUUAUCAAUGCUGUUUUCUCUUGGUGCUGAAUGAUGCCAUCCAUCUCUUCUUGAAUUUAACUUUCUGAAAAAAACAACAACAACACUCUGUCCUGUGACUUUUAACCCCUUGGCUUCUCUAAUCGUUGUUUUUUAUUGGUCAGGCGUUCGUGUGACAUCACAGGAAGUCGGAUGAAGUUCCAUCAAACCCGAACACUUCUACCUGAGAUCGGCGUUGAUUUUUUUCACCACUCCAUCAGUCUGAGAGACGAAUAAACUGUCCACUGCGAACACUUCUACAAACACCAGAACAUCCCACCUCCUUCUCCUCCUCCUCCACCCAGCAGAGAUGAACGAGGAGGUGGAGGAGUCACAGCUGUCCGAGGAGGUGCAGGAGGCUGAGGAGCAACAGGAGGAAGAGCAAGAGGAGGAGCAGUUGGUGCAGGAACAAGAGGGAAAGCGGCAAGAGGAGUUUGCAUUGGAGGGGAUGCAGGGGGAGGAGGAGGAGGAGGAGGAGGUGGUGCAGCAACAGGGGGAGGAGCAGGAGGAGUCUGCGGAGCUGCAAGAGGAGGAGGUGCAACUUGUGGAAGAGGUGCAACGGGAAGAGGAGGAGGAGAUGCUACAGAAAGAGCAGGAGAUGGACAUGCAAAAGAAAGAGGAGUUGCAACUUGAUGAAGAGGUGAAACAGCCUGAACAGGAGGAGCAGGAGCUGGAGGAAGAGCAGUUUGAGGAUCUUCCACAGACCGAGGAGGAGGAGCUGCAGACGGAGGAGGAGGUGCAGAUUGUUGAGAUGUCACAGUCUGAGGUGCAGCAGACGGAAGAGAAGCAGCAGCAGCAGCAACAGAGUGAGGAGGAGGCGCAGAUUGAGCAGGUGCAGUACUUGGAGGACGCUCUGGAGCAGAACCACAACCAGCAGGUCCUGAUCCGUCUCAGAGGGAUGCAGAAAUACAAAAGUACAUCGCAGAGGCUGAAGAUGGUCCUGGAGCAGAUGGACCGCGGCGUGGUCGACCUGCAGGAGCUCCGCAGGAACCUGGAGCUCGCUGCCGCCAUGUUGGACUCUGUUUACACAGAUGAGACCAGACGUCUGUUAGACACUGAGGACGAGCUUAGCGACCUGCAGGCGGAGUCCGUACCCAGCGAGGUACGCGAUUGGCUGGCGUGCACCUUCAGCAGGAAGAUGGGCGUGGCCAAGCGUCGCCCGGAGGAGAAGCCGAGAUUCAGGAGCAUCGUCCACGCGGUGCAGGCUGGGAUAUUUGUAGAGAGGAUGUACAGACGGACGUCCAACAUGGCCGGUCUGACCUACCCUCCUACGGCUCUGACAGCUCUGAAGGAAGUGGAUCAGUGGUCGUUUGAUGUCUUUUCCUUCCACGAGGCCACGGGAGACCACGCCCUCAAGUUCCUCGUCUACGACCUGCUGACCCGCUAUGACCUCAUCAACAGGUUCAGGAUCCCUGUUCAGGCUCUGGUCCAGUUUGUCGAAGCUCUGGAGAACGGUUACAGCAAACACAAGAACCCGUACCACAACCUGAUCCACGCCGCUGAUGUCACACAGACCGCCCACUUCCUCAUGUUACACACAGGACUCAUGCACUGGCUGAGCGAGCUGGAGAUUCUUGCGAUGGUUUUUGCAGCGGCGAUUCACGACUUUGAACACACAGGAACGACCAACAACUUCCACAUCCACACCAGGUCGGAGGUCGCCAUCCUGUACAACGACAGGUCGGUGCUUGAGAAUCAUCACGUGAGCGCCGCCUACAGGCUGAUGGCGGAAGAGGACAUGAACAUCCUGAUCAACCUGAACAAAGACGACUGGAGGGAGCUGCGGGCUCUGGUGAUAGAGAUGGUGAUGUCCACAGACAUGUCGUGUCACUUCCAGCAGAUAAAGACGAUGAGGAACGCUCUGACACAGACUCUCAGUAUAGACAAAGUGAAGGUUUUGUCUCUGAUGCUUCACGCUGCAGACAUCAGUCAUCCUGCUAAAGCCUGGCCGCUGCACUACCGCUGGACCCACAGUCUGAUGGAGGAGUUCUUCAGACAGGGAGAUAAAGAGGUGGAGCUCGGCCUUCCUUUCUCUCCUCUCUGUGACCGUAAAGCCACCAUGAUCGCCCAAUCACAGAUAGGUUUCAUCGACUUCAUCGUGGAGCCGACCUUCAGCGGUCUGAUCGACACUACAGAGAAGGUGAUUGGUCCUUUGAUAGAUGAGGACAGGAAGGCCAGAGAGACAGGAAACAGGGAGUCCAGCCUGACAGGCAGUGGCUCGGUUACCGUGGAGUCGGUGCAGAGACACAGCAGUGGUCGCCAUAGAAACAGUGAUGAUGGACACAUGGAUUUUUCCCUGACUGCCAUCGACCUGCCGGCUCUGAGGACCCACCUGUCAGGUGUCAUUGCCAGCAACAAGGACAGAUGGAAGGAGCUGUCUGUGCACGAGUUGGCCAAUAAGGAGCAAGAGGAAAAAGAGAGCGUGGCGUCUAAUGACAACCAAUCACAAGCCUCACCCAGCCACAGUGUCCCUGACAGACACACCUCGGACCAAUCACAGAACUGUGACGACGCCCCUCCUGAAGAUCACCUGACCUGCAACGGGGCGGGGUCAGUGGAGAAAGAUGAGCAGGAGGAUGAAGUGCCUGAAAACGCCUGAGGAUGAACCGCAGCACACUCACCACUCGACGACGACGGCGAGUGUUCAGACUCGUCUGUUUAAACUCAGCAGUGGACCCCGGCGGGCCCCCUCAGCGGACCGCGUAGGGCCCGCAGACCUUAUGUUUACAACGAUCCAUCACAUUUAAAGUGACACCGUUCAUCAAAGAACAGCUUCUUAGUGCUGAACGUGUUUAUGAUUUUAUUAGAGACUCAGUGGGAAAAAGAAUGUGAAAUAAGAGGAAGACGUAAAUAAAAAUAAAGACAGGUGAAACCAGAGAGCAAAGUGUUCUCAGGCUAACGCAGGUUAAGUGUUUAUUCUGCGGAGGAAUGAAGCAUUUGUGAAUGAAGUUAAUCUCUUAUAAGAUGUCAGGAGUGUGAGGAUGAUUUCUGCUCUGGGCUCAAAUGACUGUUGUGCCUCUGGC
Messenger RNA from Labrus mixtus (cuckoo wrasse), 3179 nucleotides. RefSeq names its product dual specificity calcium/calmodulin-dependent 3',5'-cyclic nucleotide phosphodiesterase 1A-like. The transcript is spliced from 16 exons. The coding region runs from base 467 to 2755 and encodes 762 amino acids. Lineage: Eukaryota; Metazoa; Chordata; Actinopteri; Labriformes; Labridae. The record is from RefSeq and is a predicted model, not a curated record. Gene Ontology annotation, molecular function: 3',5'-cyclic-nucleotide phosphodiesterase activity. Gene Ontology annotation, biological process: signal transduction.